GAUAUAGAAACACAAAACCACACACGUGUCUCAGAAUUCCAUCUCAUGAACUUCUCUGAGGAUCCAGAACUGCAGCCCCUCCUCAUGGGACUGUUCCUCUCCAUGUACCUGCUCACAGUACUCGGGAACCUGCUCAUCAUCCUGGCUGUCACCUCAAACUCUCACCUGCACAAACCCAUGUACUUCUUCCUCUGCAGCCUGUCCAUGGCUGACGUGGGAUUCACCUCCACCACGGUUCCUAAGAUGAGUGUGGACAUCCUCACACACAGCACAGUCAUCUCCUAUGAUGGCUGCCUGACUCAGAUGUUCAUGUUCAUUCUCUUUGGGUGCAUGGAUGAUGUGCUCCUGUUGGUGAUGGCCUAUGACCGGUUUGUUGCCAUCUGUCACCCCCUGCAUUACCACAUCAUCAUGAACCCUCGCCACUGUGGCUUCCUACUUUUGCUGUCAUUUAUGGCCAGCCUUUUGGAUUCCCUGAUGCAGAGUUUGGUGGUCCUGAGGGUUAGUUGCUUCAGCAGAGUGGAGAUUCCUAAUUUCUUCUGUGACCCAUCUCAACUUCUCAACCUUAAUUGCUCUGACAGCCUCAGCAGUGACAUAAUCAUAUAUCUCAUUGGAAUCAUGUAUGGCUUCCUCCCUAUGACAGGGAUCUUCUUCUCUUACUCUAAAAUUGUCUCCUCCAUUCUGAGGGUCCCAUCUCCAGGUGGCAGGUACAAAGCCUUCUCCACCUGUGGUUCUCACCUGACAGUGGUUUGCUUAUUUUAUGGAACAGGCAUAGGUGUAUUUCUCAGUUCAACUUUCUCACUUUCAGCUUUGAAGCGUGCUGUGGCCUCACUGGUGUACACUGUGUUCACCCCCAUGCUGAACCCCUUUAUCUACAGCUUGAGAAACCAGGACAUGAAGAAAGCCAUGAGGAGGCUCCUCAGUAGUGCAUUUGUGGUCCCUGUGCCAUGCUGCUGGACUGUAAGAGUGAAAGGAGAGCAAAUGUAA
Molecule: messenger RNA, 984 nt
Organism: Ochotona curzoniae (black-lipped pika)
Lineage: Eukaryota; Metazoa; Chordata; Mammalia; Lagomorpha; Ochotonidae
Product: putative gustatory receptor clone PTE01
Exons: 1
Coding region: 46-984 (312 amino acids)
Biological process (GO): G protein-coupled receptor signaling pathway
Cellular component (GO): membrane
Molecular function (GO): G protein-coupled receptor activity; olfactory receptor activity
Source: RefSeq, a predicted model, not a curated record